Danaus chrysippus (African queen) is the source of this 519-nucleotide messenger RNA. The record is from the annotation of a GenBank genome assembly. NCBI's taxonomy places the organism in Eukaryota, Metazoa, Arthropoda, Insecta, Lepidoptera, Nymphalidae.
AUGACAGGGGAGCGACCAGUGUAUGAUGAGCCGCGCGCGGGCUCACCCCUCCACGAGCUCGGUACUAGCGAGCCGGGCGAGGGGGAAGGAGAGGUCAGCGGGGACUGGUCGACCCCGACACACGCCGCCCCUACACCGGAGCCACUCCCAGCAGACCGGCAGUGUGGCGGCGACCGGCACCCGGGACAGACCCUCGCCGAGCACGGGGAUGUGACCACACACACACACACAGACAUGCACCCCACGGACAGACACGGAGCGCUGGAGCUGAACCUCAACAACGACCUGAUGAAGACCAUCCAGGAGCUGUGCUGCCACGGAGGAGGGUUCACGGUGGACCGCCUGCUGCACGGACGGACGGCCGCCUCGGACAGCGAGGACGAGGAGCAGCACACGGCCGCACAGCUGCAGCAGAACAAGCCGCUGCUCAAGUUCAGUGUGAGCGCCAUACUGGGGGAGGACGUGGACCACGGCGGGCCGGGCGGUGAGUACAGACUGGAGGUGACCAGUAUAACAUGA